This is a messenger RNA of Phascolarctos cinereus (koala), 8703 nucleotides long. Its product is annotated as zinc finger and SCAN domain-containing protein 20-like. NCBI's taxonomy places the organism in Eukaryota, Metazoa, Chordata, Mammalia, Diprotodontia, Phascolarctidae. The record is from RefSeq and is a predicted model, not a curated record.
CAGAACUAGGAGCAAUAAAUGAAUGAAUAUGUAAAGAGUCAAAUGUAAGGGCGGUGUCAGGAAAACAAAAAGCUUUCCAAAGAGUGGAACGGGUUACCUAUAGACAGCUCCCAGUUACUGCACAAACUGGAUGACUGCUCCCAGGGGAUGCUGUAGUUUAAGCAUCUGACACUGUCGCCCCGCCCUCUCCCCAACCAAUAACUAAACAGACCGCCUUCAAUUGGUGAGCUUGACAGACGACAGGAGAAUUCUCUCCACUGGUAGGCUGAAGCUGCUGUCACUUGGCCCGAGGCAGGCCCUAAGCUCGGCGCGAGGCACCCUGGGAGCUGUAGUCCAGAGUAUCGCCCGUCUCCCGGGAGAGAAGCGGCGCAAGGACCUGGAGUCCCAGGGUCCCCCGCGUGUAGAGCCCUCAGGGGCUUCCGUCGAGCGAGCUGAGCGGAGCUGAGCGUUGCAGAGAAAAGCUGACUGGGCACCGGGACAGGCUGGUCGGGUCGGGGCUGGAGCAGCUCCAAGUGAUUUUUCAGACAAACAGAGAUGUGAGCCUUAGAAUUCAGACCUGCACUGGAGCAAGGCUGUUCUCCCCCCAAGACAAACGAUGGCCACUGUUCUUGCCCCAUCAUAUCAGGAGGAGUUCCUAUUAGUGAAACUGGAGGAAAAUUCCUGCCUAGGUCAAGACUCUAAUCUCUGGGGAUAUGACCCUGACUCUGAAGCCUCCCGCCAGCACUUCAGGCAGUUCCAGUAUGAACAGUCUGCUCAGCCUCAUGAAGUGCUCUUCCGACUCCAAGAGCUCUGCCGUCUGUGGCUGAAGCCAGAGAAACGGACAAAAGAGCAGAUCCUGGAGCUGCUGGUCCUGGAGCAGUUCCUGAGCAUCUUGCCAGAGGAGCUGCAGGCCUGGGUAUGGGACCAUCAUCCCAAGAACACAGAGGAGGCAGUGACCCUGGUGGAGACUUGGCAAAAAGAGCCCAAGAGACCAGAUCAGCGGGGACAGGAAGUGCUUUCUGAAUUGCCAGCACCCUUGGGUACAGCACAGGAAUCACGAAGCUUCCAGUUAGGUUCAGCAGAGAUCAAACCAGAGAGAGCGUCCCAGGAGAAGGGAAUACAGAGCCCCUACUGGGAAACACUGGAGCAGCUGAGCCCUCUGGAGGAGCCCAAACCCCUGCACAAGAGUGACAGUCUGGCUCCUCAGGUUUCUGCCCUUCCUAAGAUGAAAAGCAUUGGUGACUACAAGAUGGUAGCUGAGUCCCGGGAAGCCCCAGGCCAUGGAAACCCUGCUCAGGACCUCUGCAAGGACAUCGAGGGAGAGGAUUGUGGGAAUGAGCUCUUGCUGGAGUUUCCAGUUCCCAAGUCCAACAUCACUUUGCCAUUACAGCAAGGAAGAGACCCACGGGACCCAAAUCUCCAGUGCUCUGAGGAAACAGAGAAUCCAAGAGACACCCACACAGAUGAAGAACAAGUAAGGUCUGGCCCAGCAUUUGCCAGGAAAGACGUGAAAAGCUGGGAGGAGCAGAAACAGUGUGAUGCAGCAGACACAAAAGUCUCUGGAGUCCUCUGGAGCUAUGAGGAAACCAUGACAUUUCUUGCAAUCCUUGGUGAACCUCAGUUCUCAGAAAAACUCCAAUCCCGUCGUCAAAACCGCCAAGUAUACAGAGCGGUAGCUGAACGGCUGCGGGAGCAGGGUUUCCUGCGGACAUUGGAGCAAUGCCGCUACAGAUUCAAAAACCUCCAGACGAGUUACCGGAAGGCAAAGACUGGAAGAGCCCCAGAGUCAUGUGCCUUCUAUGGGGAGAUGGCCACCCUACUGAGCACCCACACCUCUGCUUCCUGUCCUGACACCUUGGGAGAAACCUGGGAUCCUUCUCUACAAAGGGACAGCAGUGUUGACACUGAGGAACCAGAGAACCAGGAGCACGAGGAGGGGACAGAGGCUUGUGAUGCCAGUGAGACGAUUGACAAGGAACUGACCCAUAAGGGCAAGAUGCCAGGCACCCAAGGCCCAUUCUCUGGCUGCUGGGAUCCUAAAUCCAAAGUGGCCCAUCGAGAGAACUCGAGGAAAGGCUCAUGGAACUCAGAUCGCCAUAGACUGGAGGAAAGGGAGAGCAGCAGAGAUUCCCACCCCAAAGAGGAAGAAGGAAAACCUUGUCAGGCUCCAGCAAAGAAGGAAGUAAAAGACCAGGGGGACCAAGAGCUGGGCAGUGCAGAGGACGAGAAAUAUGCAGGGGUACACUGGAGCUAUGAGGAAACCAAGGUCUUUCUGGCAAUUCUCAGUGAGACUUCAUUUUCUGAAAAACUCCGGACCUGUCACAGAAACAGCCAAGUCUACCGCGCCAUCGCCAAGCGGCUGCAGGAGCAUGGCUUCCUCCGGACACUGGAGCAGUGUCGGUACAGAUUCAAAAACCUCCAGACCAGCUACCGGAAAGCAAGAACCAGCCACCCCCCAGGGACCUGUCCCUUCUAUGAAGAGAUAGCAGCCCUCAUGCAUUCCCAGGCUGCCAUUAAACCAACUUACUCUAUGAAGGGGAUCAUCUGUCCACUCGGGGGGACAGCUGGAGACUCUGACUCCCAGGGACAGGAGCCAGAGGACUGGCGACGAGGGAACCCUGGAAAGGGGGCCACAGCCAAAGACCGUGACAGAAAGGUGUUCACCCGGGAGCCCAAAGGCCUCAGAGCUGCAGCGCUUUUCCAGAGUCGAACAGGUGUGCACUGGGGCUAUGAGGAAACCAAGGCUUUUCUGGCAAUCCUCAGUGAAUCUCAGUUCUACGAAAAGCUCCGGACUCGCCACCCCAACCGGCAGGUGUACCGGGCCAUUGCUGAGCGGCUGCGCGAGAGGGGCUUCCUGCGGACGCUGCAGCAGUGCCGCACGAAGUUCAACAGCCUCCAGACGAGCUACAGGAAGGCAGGGAACAGCCGCGCCCCGGACACCUGCGCUUUCUAUGACGAGAUGGAUGCCCUGGUGAAUGCCCGAGCAGCCGUAGCAGCCACUGGAAUCCUGAAAGAGGUAGCACCCCACCCUGGGCAGGCAGGCAGCGACGCUGACCCCAAAGAGCAGGAGCGGGACAAUUGGCACAGUGAGGAGGCACUGGAAGAUUGUGACAGUGAUGAAGCAGCCAUCAGAGAAGCCAAGAGUCCUGGGGUCCCUGCUCUCGUCCAAGUCUCAGCUGAGUUGAGGAUCCAGAGUGAGAAUAAGGAAGAGACUCAAAAACAGGGCAUUUCUGAGAAAAGGCAACCCUGGGAAGCAGAAGGAGAUGUAACUCAGCUUCUUCACUGGGGGAAAAACUGUGAAAAUGAGUACAAACCAGAGCAACCAUGGGAGAGAGACCUCAGAGAAAGACAAGGAAAACUGACUGCCAAAGAGGAUUUACAAAAUCCCACCACUCAGAAAGGAUCCUCUGCAGAAGGAAAGCCAUACAAAUGCCUCGAAUGUGAGAAAAGUUUCAGUUGGCGGUCACACCUGGCCAUGCACCAGAGAAUACAUACAGGAGAAAAACCCUAUAAGUGUCUCGAAUGUGGAAAAAAUUUCAGUUGGCGGUCACACCUCAAUACCCACCUGCGAAUCCACACAGGAGAGAAGCCCUAUAAGUGUCUAGAAUGUGGAAAAAGCUUCAGUGAUGGGGCAGGCCUCACUGCACACCGGAGAAUCCACACAGGAGAGAAGCCCUAUCGGUGUGAAGUGUGUGGCAAGAGCUUCAGGCUCAGCCCCAGCCUGGUUGUGCACCAGAGAAUACACACAGGGGAGAAGCCCUACAAGUGUAGUGAAUGUGGAAAAGGCUUCAACAACAGCUCACAUUUCAGUGCCCAUUGGCGUACCCACACGGGAGAGAAGCCUCACGAGUGCCCUGAGUGUGGGAAGAGCUUCAGUAAGGGCUCUGCCCUCCACAAACACCAGCGAGUUCACGUGAGGGAAAAGCUUCCUCUGCUGCCCAGGCUCGACUCUACAGCAGAAAGCCUGCCUGGGAAUAGUUCUGUAAACAGACUGGGUUUGGGGAGACCUUCCAACAGAGAUGACUGCUUUUGAUCUACCUUGGUUUUAUUCAGGAACAGUGCUAAGCUCUGAUGGAGUGGGAAGAGCACUGUGUUGGAAUUCAGACCUGGGUUCUAAUCCCAGCUCCACCAUAACUAAUCAAGUGACCUUAAGCCAAUCAUUUCCUCUCUCGGAGCCUAUAAAUCUGUAAAUGUGAGAGAUGGACAAUAUGCUGUCCAAGGUUCUUUUACUCCCAAUACUCAGUGAUUCUAACUCAGUGUUUCUUUCUACUUUGGGAGAGGGUUUUUUGUGUCUGAAGCUAGACUCACCAGAUGGGGUCUAAAAUUGGGAAUAUCUAAGUCCCCUUCCCAGUGGUGCCUUUACCUCAAUGCAUGCAGUUCACCCUUCCCAUGUGCCUCAAUUUUAUUGCUGAUAAAAUGGGGGAAAGUAAUCCUAAUCACUCAAAUAUGGUUUGUUCUUUUGUACUUUCACCCAGAAAGGGAGCCUUAUGCCCUGAACACCUCCAAGUCUGGAAGUCUCCUUUCCUCUUACCUUGGGUUUUAUCAGUGCCUCGAUCCCAGAAAAAAUAUUUCACUACCACUGGGAUGGAACCAUUAAACUUUGGGAUUCAGAGUAUCAAGGAGGAGUCAGGAAAGAACAAGAGGGAUGAUUUAGGAAUUCUGAGUAUUUUUCACUCAGUAUGAAAGAGUACUUAUAAAAUGUGGAAGAACUGGUUAAGAAUAUAUGCAGGUUCUCUCUCUGUCUCUCUCUGUCUCUGUCUCUCUCUCUCUCCUCUAAUGUUGCCAGGUCUUUUACUUGGAGUUUUUCUGAUGAUAGCAGCACUGGGCUUGUAAGGACAAAUGUAGGUUAAUAAAUGGAACUUUAGGGUUUGGUCGACUGAAUGUAUAAAGAAACAUCUUAACCCUGGAUAUGGGAAAUGUAGAAAGUGAAACUCACUUCCACUUCCCCAUGUUAACCUCAAAGAAUGCCUUAGACUAUGGUGAAUGUACUGUGUGUUCCUUUUGUUAUAUUAAUAAAAUUGAAUCUAUUGCUCUAUGUGGUUCUGGAUGAUGACAAUUAAAGCAUGAAGAAUUUAGAUAGCAUUUGGAUGGUUAUGAGAAAAUUGUAAGAAUGCUGAUAAUGCUGGUCCUAAGAUCUAAACGCUUUGGUUGGCAAGCCUCCAUCUCUUGCUUCUAAGGUCUCUUCUAGCUUCUAAAUCUAUGAUCUGAUGAUUCCAAGUAUGUUUGAGGGAGGGAGGAAGUCAAUCUUACAUAAUACCCACAUUUCUACAGUGUUUUUACAGCUGUACCAUCUGGAAUUUUCCUUUCAAGUCAAGCUCACAUCUCUCCAAGGCAACAUUGGCAACAUUUGUAAAUUGCCAACAGUGUCUUAAAAUUUCUGACAGGCUUUUACAUCACUCAUGCGUGAAUGAUGUAAUGUGGAACACUGGAGUCAGAGGACCUAGGUCCAAAUCCUACCUCACCCUUACCUAUGUAAACUUGGACAUGUCACCAAAUCCCAUAGGCCACGUUUCCUUAUCUGCAACAUCAGGAGGUGGGACUAAAUAACUUCCAAGGUAGAAGUUCUUCACCUUUUCUUCCAUAAUCAAAGCCCAUCUAGCCUCCACAAGAUAGAAUCCCACUCCUGUUUUAAUGAUCAGCAAAGGCUGAUGACAUCAACAUUCUAUUUGGAAGCUGAAGGCCCAUUUAGUCAACAGGGUUUUCCCUAUCUACAUCCCCCUCCCCUACCACUGUCUAGUAAAUCCCAAUUUCCUACUCCUUCAAUCUGUGUGAUUCAUUUCAGUCUAACAAAUGUAUUGGGGAUACAAAGACAGAAAUGGAAGUGAUUCAGACCACAGCUUACCUAGUUUAAAACAUCUAACCCACACUUACUCCUAUCCAACUUGGUCUACAGACCUAUGUUCUUCUGCUGUACCCCCUGCCCCAAUCUCCAUUGUGACCUGCUACCAAUAAAAACUUUCCCCCAUUCUUGAUCUUUGGUAUUGGAGAAAUGGAUUAAUCAGUCUGCCUUCUUGUUCACAUGCACUAGAUGAUAGCAGCAGCAGCAUGAGUUGCUCCUCUCUCUAUAUAUAUGACCUAGCUACAUGUUCUCCAGGUGUGCACUCCUCCACAUGUACCCUGAACAUACAUGCUUCCUAUUUAUAUGCCCCUUGAUAAGUAUUCCCUGAUCACACAUGUCAGGUACUCUUCUACACAUGUGCCCUGACCACCAUAAUCCCUACACAUAUACCUUUCCAUGUGUGUUCAUUCUUCUCACUGAUACUGUUUGUGGGAGGGGUCCUAGAUUUACGGGGGGAAUGUUUUAUUGCUACUUUUCUUACUAUGCCAUCUCAUUAAAUGCUUUGCUUUUAACUAUGUCUGCUGGCUGCCUGCUAAAGAUAAACACAUGGAUAGGGGUUUGUGAGCUACGGUUUUAGGAGAUAUGAAUCCACAAAGUACCUUGAAACUAGGGUUGUCAUUCCCUUAGGGACAUACUUGUGAGCUUGGGGCCCCCAGGUGCUACACAAAAUGUGCAAGGAACAUAAAUUAUUGGGUGCCUCCUCCUCUGCUCCUUGCAGAUAACUAGACAACAGGUCAAUCCCACAGGAACCAGUGGGCUUUUAAAGUGUGUGAAGAGGGAAGCCCUAGUGUGAGUCCCAUGGCAAGGUAGAGAAGUGCUUCUUGAUGAAAUCCAGGGGGUGUGUGUGUUUUUGCUUUUCAGUGUGAGUGAGCUAAGCUAGGGGUAAUUACUGGCUCCUUUCUCAGACUUUGUCUCCUCUGAUCUUCCUAGGGUCUCAACUGUAAUUGUUCCUUACAUUGUGGCAGUUUCUUCUUCCCCUUUCCCUUUCAGUUUAAAAGACCAUUUGAUUAGAUUUGUAAAGGAACCAGACAAACACAUUCUUCAUAGCCCUUCUUAAGUCCAUCUCUGGCCAGGAGCCUGGCUUUCUUAAAUUUUAAGCCAUGGCCAAGAAAUCCAAAUCCCAGUCCCAGAAACCAUCUUCUUAACUCUCUAUUCACUUCCUGUAUCACCAUCAUUCAUCCAGAUUAUUGUUGUCCUUCCUCUGCAAGGGCACAGAGCUCAGAAUGAGCUACAUUUCUUCUACUCUGUGUGAGUCAGGUACAUAAAGGCAGGAGGGGACAGAGGAAUCUGUGACCGCACUCUUAACAGAAGAAGCCACUCAAGUCAAUAUCUGGAAAAGAUGGAGGCUCUGAGGAAUGCUGAUGGGGAGAGGUACCAUUAACAACUAUUCUAUUAGAGUAAUCUCAAACCUUGGACUCAUGCACCAUUUCCUACAGGUGCCAGGAAUAAAAUUAUUCCAGGAUGGUCCCUCAAUCAGAAGAUGAAGCAGAGGCGCAAGAAGGAAAGGAGUUGGGGAAUUGCUGGAAGCUUUCUUGGCUAGCAGUUUCUACGCACCCUUCUUCCCAUGCUAUGGGUGGUGCCUCCAUCAGGUUCCACAUCAGCUACCUACAGGAGCACUAAAAAAGCUUGUGACUGAGGGGAGAUGAUGUGGGUGUAUAUGUUUUGUUCUUUUCACCAGAACUAGCUGAUUUGUUUAAGUGUAAGAAACUCCUGACUCUCAAAAAUUAGGUGGGGUUUUUCCUUUUUGUUUCCAAGUUAAUAUAUGUAGCCAGGGGGUAGAUUACCACCUUAAUCUGUUAAGCAAAAAUGAAGUUUUUCAUUUUUUUAAAUUAGCAAAGCAAAUAGCCACUGAAAUUCAUUUGUUACCAACUCCUAAAGAUGUGGGAUUACUAACCAUAUUCAAUGUGAAAAUAAUCAUUUUCUUUUAUUAAUGGAAAAUGUUAAAACUUCUUUUUUUGAAAAAGCUAUGAGCUUAAGAAACAUUUUAAAAACAUGUCAAUUAUUUUCCAAAAACUGGCAAUGGAGCUUUAGACUUUUAGAGUUAUUUGAGUUCCUAGCACCAGAUCUCUUGAGACCCCUAGACUAUUCUGUGUGAAGAGCUAACUGGGUGAGGGCACAGUAGUGUCUAUAAACAUCUCAAUUUGCCAGAACUCUCCAGCAACUACUGAAGGCUAAGACAAAGUGAGUCACUGGCAUUAGAAAUCCACAAUGACAUCUCAGUGUCCAUGUUCCAGGGACAGUACCUAUAUGAAGGUCCCCAAACAUCCCAAGCUUCCUUGAGACCCCAGAAGAAUUAGAAAUUGUCUCAGAAUGGCAUUGCUCAGGAACCAAGAAAAAAAAAAUGACUGAGGUUCACAAUCCUUUUAAUGUACACUGGAGAUUUCAAACUAGUUGUCUGACGAAUGGCCUGCUUCCUCUGCCCUAUUGGUUCCAUCAGCAGUCAUUCUGGAAGGCAACUGAAUCACACUAAACUUUGGAUGAUGGUACUCCAGAUUUUCCAUCACAUAAACAAGUUUCUUCAUUUCCAAAGCGGCCCAGACCAUAAAGAUUCCACCAGGUUUCAAUUAGUACUGAAGAAACAGUUCUCUCUCAGCAAGGCUAAAGAAUGGGAAUGGAGAAAUCCAUCUGCAUACAACAUAUCAAUGCGAUCUUCCACCAACCACUCCUCUGUCUUAAUAAUAUUAAGACAAUCACAAGGACUAAAUUCUACUUUAUUAAAAUAAUUAAAGUAAUUAGGCAUUAUUUUUAUUCCUGGGCAGAAUUCCAAAACAAGUUGGCAUGGAGAAUAUGAGGUAAUAUCACCAUCAGCAUUUCCCCCAUACUCUGCAGAAAUACCUGAAUUCAUGGAACACCCCCACCACAGUUUCAAAAACAAACCAAAGACC